Molecule: messenger RNA, 3610 nt
Organism: Centropristis striata (black sea bass)
Lineage: Eukaryota; Metazoa; Chordata; Actinopteri; Perciformes; Serranidae
Gene: ifngr1l
Product: interferon gamma receptor 1-like
Exons: 7
Coding region: 157-1356 (399 amino acids)
Molecular function (GO): protein binding
Source: RefSeq, a predicted model, not a curated record
CGCUUUAGGAAACAAACGAGACCAACAGCAGUUUGGGAGACUGGCAGGCUGUUGCUCCUCUGCUGCUUCCCAAUGAAACGUUAGAUUAUUUAGUGUGUUUGUUACAGUCAGACGUUAGAAGAAAGAAAACAACGGGAACCGGCUUGCCAGUUGACCAUGGAUUUGGUGGCAUUUCAUCCCGUUUUCGUUUUCCUCUGCUUGCUACAAGCGGCGCUGGCCUACGUGGAACCACCAAACAACGUGACCUUCCACUGUCACAAUAUGCGCAACAUUCUGAGGUGGAGUUACGAAAAACCUUCGCCAGGGCUACGAUUCAAAAUCAAGAUUGGUGCAACAAGCAGUUUAAAUGGUAACCCAGGCGAGCUUUGGGUGGACCCACCAGCUCCACUGGAGGCCGACCUGUCUUUCCUCUCUGAUAUAACUAAUGAAUACGUUGUUACGGUCACUGCUGUGAUUGGACAGAACGAGUCUAAAUCUGCCCCCGAGGAUGAAAUAAUUUUUAGUUACUUCACGGAAUCUAUUUUUAGAAAUCACAAAUGUUUUGUGGACUUCCCACCAGUUAACGUCACGGCCAAAGAGGAUGGCAUCGUCCUGUAUAGCUUCACACAUCCCUGGCUGGCGUACUUCCAGAACUUGCCUCUCCGUCCAAAAGGAAAGCAGAGGAAGAAGAAACGGCACGAUGAAGACAUCGACGAGCUACCGAUUUUCUAUUAUUAUGUUGUCAAGAACAAGCAAGAGCAUGGGAAACGGGACUGCGUGACGAGUGUGUGCGAGGGAAUGCUUGCAGAGGAUCCUGCUCAGAAGAAACACUGUCUGAGGUUCAAGGGAGAGCUGGAGAAAAUAUCAGUUCACUCCACGCAAGAGUACUGCGCCCCGCCAACAGAAAAACCAGACUAUCACACCCUCUACUACGUCCUUGCCAGCCUGUUGGCCUUGAGUGUACUUGCUCUUGUCCUAUUCAUGCUGUAUCGGAAAAUGACCUCACCCUCAACUUCUUCACCCAGCUCAAUGACGUUCACCAAUAAAGUGAAGCAGUGGACCUCCAGAGAUGUUCCCGAGCCGGUGUUUAUUCCAGAAGUGAGUCCUGCCUCACCCACACCUCUCCUGGACGACAGGGAUGUACAUACUUUUACUCCCACUGAGAACGAGUUACGUCUGCCCAUCGGGUUGCCGACAGAGGGUGAAGGUGUGUCUGACGUGGAGGUGGGGAAAUAUGAAGGAUCUGGGUACAUGGGGGGCAGAAGCUUUGAGGAAGAUGAGGAGCUAAACUCGGAGGAGGGGCCCUCUGGCUAUGAGAAACGUCAGGUGGUGGUUGAGUUGGCACCAGAUGAACAGGCUGAGGGCUACCGUGGCUGAAGGUGAAGUUGGAGCUUAAACCCUCUUGAACUUUGUGGCACGUUGAACGUUUGAUUUUAUGGUCAAAUGAGGCUUUCUGCAGCAAUCUGCCAUGAAAAUCUGAAUCUCAAGAGGCAGGUUACAGUCAUGGUUACAAAUUUCAGGUUGUGAUUUUUCCUUGUCUGACCAUCUCAAUGCCAAGUGAAAGGGAAGUCAGUAAUGUCUCUCUUGUGUGUGCACCAUGACAUUAGUUACUUUUUUCUUUGUAUUUACAUUAAUAUGUCAAAGGAGCACAACAAGCUAAACAUGCCAAAUCCAAUCAGCAUAUUAAUGUUGUCCAUCUGUUAAGAUCUUUAAUUUCUGAUCACUUGCAGUCCAUUUCAUUUUAAGCAAAUUUUGACAUGUUGCCAAAAAGAAAUGAAAACUGCAAAUUUGCCUGGUUUGGAGGGAAUAAACAACGCUACAGGUUACUGUAUGCUAUGAUUUAAGUAAACAUAGUAGAAGGCAUAGAGGUAGCAACAAGAUAUCAAAAAGUCUCAUCUAUGAUCGAAAAGCAAAGAGAAAGACAAAGACAAAUUAGUGCAUUAAGUCGAAUGCACACAGCAAUGGCAGAGUGAAAUGUUCCUCUACGUCAGAAUUUAUUCCCCUCAAAAAAUAUGUUUAAGAAAACACGGCGUGUGAUCCACUCUGCUGCCAUCACAAACACUGUAUGUCUAACAGUGCUUAGCUGAGAAGGCACUUCAUGUUAACAUCUAAAUAUGCUUUGAGAAGGCACUUCAUGUUAAUAUCUAAAUAUGCUACAGUAUAUUCCAUUUAUGUGGCUUCAAAUACAUGCAUUUAUCCUGGACAAGAACAAAAGCUUCCCCUUUUUUAUCUUUAAUGAGACCUCCGCAUAUAGCCAUGCUAAGAUCCAGCAUAAAAAGUCAGUGGCCUCGCUAAAUCAUGGCCGUAAGAGAAAUGCAUGUGGAGUAAAACAUUUUUCCCUGCAGCAAAUCUAGAAACUGCUUGUGUAGAAUAUAGUUGACUUUAAGGAACUUAGCUGCUCUAUCUCUUCUAAUGCAUAUUGAAAUACUUACAAAUAGUCACAUUUCCAGACUGUUGUAAACAUCUUUAUCAUGAAUAACAUCUGUCUUCAUCUGUUGCAUGGCAUUACCAAUUGUCAAUUCUUGUGCAAAGUGGUCACAAUAUUGUAUUCACUGUGAAAUAGUGUGUCUUAUGAGUACUGGGGAUUUCCUGUUGCUAUUUGCACUAAUUCUUCUUCUGCCUAAAUCAAAUCCUUAAGUUGCACAUUAUGUUUUUAGCAUCUUAAAGUUGCAGUUGCGAAGUUAAAGCAUCAUUAACUUCUAUGGUGUGACUUUUUUUUCUUUGUGAAAUAUAAUAAUUGGGCUGGUUUAGUUCAUCAAGUCCUUCAGGUUUGAUUAGAUCACUUAAAAAGAGUGAGUGUGGCUCAGUAAAUGCAGAGCAGUAUGGAUCUGUAGAGGAUGUUUUGCCUCCUUGUUCACCUCUCUGGCCUGCGAGUGGGUCAGGAGAACAAGGGAGAAGUGAAAUGAUGAAUUCACAGGAUGGGGUUUAGCUAUUGCCCCAAAUUAUGUUUGUUUAGAUGAAUGUAUGUAGAAACCCUGAGUCCAAGAGUGAAAAAAACAUUAUGUUUAAUAUGUAUUUGGCAAGUAAUGAUGAUGACAUGCGUUAACAAUUAAAACAUUUGGUUAAAAAUGUAUUUUUGUUACAUUGCCCUUUUUAAAUGCAUUAAAGCAGUUUUAAAGCUGCAAUUCAAUAAUGAGAAGUGACCUUACAUUACAGAAUCUGUUUCUCUAAUGUCAGGUUUUGAAAUGCUUAUAACUGUUUUUAUUUAACUUCUUUUUGUGGUGAAUAACUUAUAUUAAGUAUCUCUCAAGAGAAAAAACAAUCCUUUUUUUUGGUAAGUGAUGCUGACAAUGAAAAAGGGAAAACGGUUAUUUUUAUUUGUGCAAAAUGUUAAGUCCACCACUUUCAAUUAGGGAAGGACGGAUUGAAUAACCAGCAGUGACUGUCUGGAUGCUAUGAUGUUUGAAUGUUUAGUCUAUUAUUGAAAAGAGGCGAGCCUAUUCAACUUAAGCACUUAAUUCUUUAAUUUUAAUUAACCGUCCUUUUCUUUCUCAGUAUCAAUGUGGUAGUUAUCUCUGUGCCUCUGUCUACGUGAUGUUUCAUCUUCUAUCUGCAAACUACUGAUUUUUUGUGUUUAUUAUCAUGUAUUUUUUCAGCAUUACAUCAUUUCAAUAAAGUAAAGAUGCAUUAA